Molecule: messenger RNA, 5531 nt
Organism: Chroicocephalus ridibundus (black-headed gull)
Lineage: Eukaryota; Metazoa; Chordata; Aves; Charadriiformes; Laridae
Gene: CFAP418
Product: cilia and flagella associated protein 418
Exons: 6
Coding region: 6-629 (207 amino acids)
Cellular component (GO): cytosol
Source: RefSeq, a predicted model, not a curated record
GCAAGAUGGCGGAGGACCUGGACCAGUUACUGGAUGAAGUGGAGAGGCGGCUCUGCCGCCUGCCGGGGCAGGGCGCGGCGGGUGGCCACCGGGACGGCGAUGGCCAGGAGGAGGAGCAGACGGCGAAGGAGGGCAGAUCAGCUAAACUGUUAAUGAGUGCUGGCAGCAGUGAAGAAGAUAUAGAUGACAUUAUUGACGAAAUCUGUAAUGACAGCAGCUUUGCCAAAACACCUCUGAAAUUGAAGUCUAAGUCUGCAAGUCUCACACCUGAAAGCAACAGUGUUGUUGUACAGACUCAUAGGAAAAGAUGCUGUCCAGUGUAUCUGGGUGGAAGCUCUUCACCAUGUGGCAUAGGAACAAAUGUUUCAAAAAGAACUUGUGAUCAGCUUCGUUGUACUGCUUGUGACUUCCGUGUGUCACUUUUCAAUGGCUACAUCUGGGAUCAGUCCUGUGAUUACCUUUUUUUCAGGAAUAACAUGCCUGAGCUCAGUAAACUAAGAGCAAAGAUGAUAAAGAAGAAAGGAGCACGAGCAUAUGCUUGUCAGUGCAGCUGGAGAUCCAUUGAUGAACUAACUGACCUCCAAACAGACCAGCAGCUUCGGUGGGUUUGUGGUAAACAUGCAGAAUGAAGUCCUCCUGUGUGUGGUACCUACUUGUGUGGAAGCAGGUCAUAAACUCAAUUUGAUUCCCAUGCAGUUUUCUGAGAACAGAUGGAAACCUGAAUACUUCUAUCUAGAAAUAGAUGAUAACACCCAGACUUCAACCUGAAAACUUUUUUUUCAAUUUAACUGUAUCGCAAGCAAUAUGGGGAGUUGAAUUAUUAGAAGAAACAACCUAUUUGAAGGCUUUCUGGAAGCUAAAUGAGGUUAAAGCUGAUAUUCAGAAGCGUUAAAAAGAGGAAGACGAAAUCGACAGAUUGAGGCAUGGGGCAAAGCACCUUGAGACUGUUCCUAAUAUCUAGCAGAGAUCCUUAUUUCCCAUGUCUGCAAAAUCUUGGACUGAAAAUGGUGACUUGGGAUGCAGCCAUGACACACAAGCGUAUGAAUUUCUGCAUGGAAAUUAAUACUGCUUUUCUGCUUUGCUCAUAGCUGUUAAUGAGCAAGUGGUUGUAGAUCUCUCAAAAAAUUACUGCAAGAUCAGCUCUCACCUCAAAGGUUUCAGCACACCCCAAAACUUUACUUUCUUUUACCCACCAGUAGCCAAAAACUGCAGGUGCUGGAAAUUUCCUUCCAGUUUCUACUGUUUUCUUCAAAGCAUUUUCUGCUGACUAAAGACUUUUACCAGAGUGAAUUUCUUGGAUCUCCCUUCAGCCUUCACUGCAAGAGGUGAACAAGUUAUUGUGCAAUUAUUAAAUAUUGUGCAAUUUAAAAGAGAUUCUGAAGAAUAUAUGACUCUUCUAUCAAUAUUUUCGAGGGAAAAAAGGCUCAGGCUUUUAAGAGUGAGAAAAUAUAUAUCCCCACUGACGUUCAAAUUUGGAUUUUUUUCAGUUUCACUUAGCUUUCACUUCAGCUUCACUUCAAAAUAUUACAUAUUCAGAAAGUGUAACUGUCCUGUUUCAACACAUUCCUUUCCCCCAGUAACAUCGUAAAAGUACUUCCAGUAUCACAUUACUUGGUGAAUUGUCUUGAUUACAGUUAAUGUCACUAUAGUUUAUGAGCUCUUUCUUUUCAUUAUGUAUAAAUAACACAGGAGAUGGAUUUAGGUUUUGGGUGGGCAGAGAGGAAGGAAAGGAUUACCAGUCCUGGCAAUUACUACUUUGAAAAGUGUCUCAAAAUGGGAAGUCUGUCAGUAUUUUUGCUAUGCAGUGUGUGAUACUUUACAGAUAAAUUCAGAAUUACUUACUUUGUGCAAUUCUAUACAGAGCUAUUUCUUUUUUUGUGAAGUUUUGUUCAUGGCCCUACACUGUACAUUGUCAUUCUCUUUCUUUUUUCCAAAACAAUUGCGUGCUCUUUCUUAUAGAGGUCAUCUCUCAAAUCUGUCGCCUUGUCUCUACCCCUCUGAAAGAGUAGAUCCCAGUAGUAACCAGAGGCAUAGUGUACUCUGCAUCCUGCUCACCUUCCCCAAUCCGUGAGUGUUUUUUUGGAAGGUGCAGAGGACCAGCAGUGUGCCUGGGAGUCCUGGCAGCUCUUACAUAUGCAGUGCUUCGGUGCUCUGGAGUGCGUGUUCCAGUGCCACAUGAGGCCUUGCUAAUAGGUUCAGAGGUGAGUUGGCUUUGGAGUGGUACUCCUUGGCAUAAUGCUGUAGACAUAUUUAGGGUCAUGUAUUGUCUUCAGUGCAAUUGGUGUUUCAGGCUGAAGUUUCAACUGCUAGAGUCUAAAACUGCAGGUUCAGGAGACAGAGAGACCCAGAAACCAGUUGAUUGAUGCUCAGUCAGCUCCUGGAAGAGGUCUACUUGCCUUUCUGUCCUUUGUGAAGAGAUAGCCCCCGUGUGGACUAAGCAGUAAGUGUUCCUGAGUGUUCUUCAGGCAGGCCUGAGCGAUUUCCAUUCCCAAAGAACAUUAGUGCUAAUGGUAAGAGAAGAACCCAGCAGUAGUAUGUAUUUUAUUAACAAGCCCUAGAGAAGAGUAAACCUACUUUCCACUCUUCUUCUUGAAGAGGAAUACAUUUCAAAAAGUGCUGAGUUGCCUUGGCUUGCCUAUUCCAAGACCAUUUGAAACUGAUGACCAAGUAGCCCCACAGGAUGCUCUUUUGGCCUGGAUUUGCAGUGGAACUUGUGCCACAACGUAGGGAACAAGUUAGGCUUGCAGCUUGUGAGCCGGAAACAGGAAAAAUCCUAACACCCAUCUCAGUUCAUGAGACCAAGUCUUAUGUGACUUGGAAACGGAGCAUGUCUCAUGUACCCUUCUUUAAACAAACCAACAGAAAUAGUCACCCCUUCUGGAACAGUUUGCACUACCAAGCGUGGGAAGCAAAUCAUGUGGAAACAAAAGUUCAAGACAUCCGUUCUAGUGAUUUUUAUGACAAGAAGACAGCCUGUAGCACACAAAAGGUGGAGGCUAGGAAGGAAUUGAGACAAAAGGACUAAGAGUGUAGGGGAAGUAAAAAGGAUUAACACCAGUAUCUAUUGACACCAUUAGUCAGCAUUUCUUCUAGGUCACCUGAUCCCUCAGUCUUCAUAGAAUCGUAGAAUCAUAGAAUAGUUUGGGUUGGAAGGGACCUUUAAAGAUCAUCUAGUCCAACCCCCCUGCAAUGAUCAGGCACAUCUUCAACUAGAUCAGGUUGCUCAGAGCCCCAUCCAACCUGGUCUUGAGUGUUCCCAUGUUUCACCACCUUCAUCAUAAAAAACCCUUGUAUCUAGUCUAAAUCUACCCUCUUUUAGUUUAAAAUCAUUACCCUGUGUCCUAUCAUAACAGGCCCUGCUAAAAAUUUUGUCCCCAGCUUUCCUGUAGGUCCCUUUUAAGUACUGAAAGGCCGCAAUAAGGUCUCCUGGAGCCUUCUCUUCUCCAGGCUGAACAACCCCAGCUCUCUCAGCCUGUCCUCAUAGCAGAGGUGCUCCAGCCCUCUGAUCAUUUUUGUGCCUCUCCUCUGGCCCCACUCCAACAGGUCCAUGUCUUUCCUGAACUGGGGACACCAGAGCUGGACACAGUACUCCAGGUGGAGUCUCAGCAGAGCAGAGUAGAGGGGCAGCAUCCCCUCCCUCGACCUGCUGGCCACGCUUCUGUUGAUGCAGACCAGGAUAUGAUUGGCUUUCUGGGCUGCAAGUGCACAUUGUUGGCUCAUGUCUAGCUUUUCAUCCCCCAGUAUUCCCAAAUCCUUCUCGGCAGGGCUGUUCUCAAUCCCGUCAUCCCCCAGCCUGUAUUUGUACCACGGGUGGCCCUGACCCAGGUGCAGGACCCUGCACUUGGCCUUGUUGAACCUCAUGAGGUUCACAUGGGCCCACUUCUCUUAUUAGCCUAGAGAGUUGUAGAAAGAGUUCUCUUUCUGGAUAGAGAUUGUUGUCAGGCGAUUGUAUCACUAACACCAUUAAGACUGCACUCCAAGUGCUGAAAAUGUUAGAAGAUAAUCUUAAUUGGUAAAUGUAAGUGGAAACCUGUGCAUUCCCAUGAAAUCAUUAUGUUCAUUCAAGUGUAGUUACUUGUUCUGGCCUUGGUCAGAAUGGUGGGAUAUGGCAGCUCUUUGACCAAGUGAAGUUUUAAACUGAUGCAGAAAUAGUGCUCAUUGUAUUGGUUUUUGUUACAGAAUUUAGCAUAUUUCCAGACCUGAGAAUAGUUAUUAUGUCAUUAAAUACAAUUAUUUUGUUGGAAAUAGGAGUGGUAUGAAGUAUUUUAUUUCCCUCCCUUUGCUUUCUUCAGUUACAUGUUACAAACCGCCCCAAAGUCCUCAAAUGAAAAGAAUGUAAAGAAAGGUAAAAUUAGAGCUUGAGUGUUCAUUUGAUGAAGGUAUUGUAAGAUUGCACAAGAUUUUCAAGAUGUAGCCCAGACCCUAAGUGAUAUUUCCGUGUCGGUUAUCUGAGAUAGCAGGGAUUAUGUGAAGAAUUUUGUUUUAAGAAUGCCAUUCAGCUGCUGUCAAUCGGAAGUACUGGAGAACAGUUUUGCUAAGUAUAAAUGUGACCAUUGUUUUCCUCCAUAUUUUUUUUUUGCUCUGGAAGAAAUAAUACCAUUUCUGUUUGUGAAAUGGGCAAGGUGAAAACUUGAGACUUUUCAUUUUGCUUGGGUGAUGUGCUUGCAAAUUUUCUAGCCUGCAGCAUUAGUCUGUGGCAGAUCCCUCAACAAAACAAAAGCAAUGACGGGUGACAAGGUGCCAAUGCACACAAAAGCAUUCACUUGGAAAUGUUGUCAGUGGUUUAAUGUCCUACCAACUUUUCUAAAUGUGUGUUCUUGCAGAACUUCUGGAUAGGAAUCCAAUGCAGUUGUACAUAGUACAUUUUGAGAGCUUCUCUUUAUCAAAUUUUAAUGUGCUGCUCUAACUGUAUCAUCUCACUUGUUUUACCUGUUUUAUGGAGGGUGUCCAACCCAGAUGCUGAGUAUAGCUCGGAAGAGUAAUUAUUAAGGAUCUUGCCCUGCCAUAAAAUUUAACUUACAGAAGCAUAAUAGCAUUACAUAUUGCAAGCUCUGCACUGCAUAAAACUGAAUAAAGAUUUUGUUUUUCUGAGCACCCAUUUUAGUUCUGUACGGAAGGCAUCCUGCCAAUGCUGGGCACUGGAAGCUGCCGCUUGUUGAAAGACUGCUCGCUUCUCUUGUGUCCUGACAUGUGAGUCUUUGGGUCAUGUAACCAGCACAUGUGGUACUCACACAAUAGGAGAGGAACUCUGUUGGGAGCUGUGUAGGCAAAUUUUUCUUACUGCCAGGCUCUUUUCGCACAAGCCCUGACCAGUUUUGUCUGUUGUGUGACACCCGAUAACCGCAGAUAGGCCAACCUGGAAGGGGAUGGAGUAAAGCAGUGUCGGGUGCUGCUCGUCUGUGAGGCCAUGCAUGCUGCCUGGGACUUGGCAUGUGUGCUUCGAGGAGAGUGUUUUUCACAUGUCGACACUUCAAUAAAAUAAAAAAGUUGGAACAAAUCUGAACUGUGCGUUGUGUAAAUUGUAUUGUGCC